Molecule: messenger RNA, 2156 nt
Organism: Propithecus coquereli (Coquerel's sifaka)
Lineage: Eukaryota; Metazoa; Chordata; Mammalia; Primates; Indriidae
Gene: TXLNB
Product: taxilin beta
Exons: 10
Coding region: 102-2156 (684 amino acids)
Molecular function (GO): syntaxin binding
Source: RefSeq, a predicted model, not a curated record
AGCCCACCUUCUCCUGCUGUUACUGCUCUGACUCGCUUUUUGCUGCCUCUUUCCUCUCCUCUGUCUUGCUUAGCUCCCUGCGUUCUGAUACUACUCCCAGCAUGGAGAAUAAUCACUGUGAACAGCUCCCAGCAGAGCCAGAGGCAACCUCCCCAGGAGACAGUUCAUCAUCACCCAGUCAAAAUGGCCUGGAGAAGGACAGUGGUCAGGAUUCCUCAACUCCACUCCACGCACCAGGAAAAGAGGCAAGCGGGCACCCCGAUAUCUCUGAAGAGUUGAAUCGACAGCUGGAAGACAUCAUAAACACGUAUGGCCCUGCUGCCAGUACCGCUGGGGAAGAGGGCCCUGCCAAGGCCCAGGAGCGGCCUGAUAUUGCAGAAUCACCUGACAAUGAGGAUGUGGACUGUGAAGAAACCAAUGAAGAGGCUGAAAAAGACCCAGUUGCUCCCAGAGAGCCACACACAGUGAAAGAGCCCAUCAGCAACAAAGAGCAAAAAUUGGAAAAGAAAAUGCUGAAAGGAUUAGGCAAAGAAGCCAACCUGCUAAUGCAAAAUCUGAACAAGUUGCAAACACCUGAAGAAAAGCUUGAUUUUUUAUUCAAGAAGUAUGCUGAAUUGCUGGAUGAACAUCGCACUGAGCAAAAGAAGUUAAAGCUCCUACAAAAGAAACAGGCACAAAUCCAAAAAGAAAAGGACCAGUUACAAAGUGAACACAGCAGAGCUAUCCUCGCUCGCAGCAAACUGGAGAGUCUGUGCCGGGAGCUGCAGAGACACAACAAGACCCUGAAGGAAGAGACCCUUCAGAGGGCACGUGAGGAAGAAGAGAAAAGGAAGGAGAUCACAAGUCAUUUCCAGAGCACCCUGACAGAUAUCCAGGCUCAGAUCGAACAGCAGAGUGAGCGAAACAUGAAGCUCUGUCAGGAGAACACAGAGCUCGCAGAAAAACUGAAAAGCAUCAUCGAUCAGUACGAGCUCAGAGAGGAGCAUCUGGACAAAAUAUUUAAACACAGAGAACUGCAGCAGAAGCUGGUGGAUGCAAAACUCGAGCAGGCACAAGAAAUGAUGAAGGAAGCAGAGGAGCGCCACAAACGAGAAAAGGAAUAUUUGCUGAACCAGGCGGCAGAGUGGAAACUUCAGGCCAAAGUGCUGAAGGAACAAGAGACAAUUCUGCAGGCCCAGCUUACUCUCUACUCAGGAAGGUUUGAAGAGUUCCAGAGCACACUGACGAAAAGCAACGAAGUGUUUGCCACUUUCAAACAGGAAAUGGAUAAAACAACAAAGAAAAUGAAGAAGCUGGAAAAGGACACAGCCACAUGGAAAGCCCGGUUUGAGAGCUGUAACAAGGCUCUCUUGGACAUGAUCGAAGAGAAAGCGCUGAGAGCUAAAGAAUAUGAGUGCUUCGUGAUGAAAAUCGGGAGACUAGAGAACCUCUGUCGUGCUUUACAAGAAGAGAGAAAUGAACUCUACAAAAAAAUCAGAGAGGCAAAAAUGUCUGAAAAGGAUGACCCAAGUCAGCACACCUCCGAUGAAGAGCCAGAGUCAAAUGUCUCUGUGGUUGAAGAGAUUGGUGCAGAGGAGGCCAAGCGUGUGCAAAACGCCGUGGAAAAUCUGGCCAUGGCCUUCAUGGUAAUUCAUCAUCCAGAGUCAACCCCACAACAGUCCAAAGAAACCCAACUAGAAUUCGGCAGUCCUCAUGGGAGCGGUGACACUGCCCUCAAGGAGCCAGAGCAACCCCAUCUGGUCAAUUCAGGGGAGUCAGAGAGUCCCCAGCCUCCCUCCACUGCUCAGGCUGAAGCCCCAGAAGGCCAUGAGGCAGAACCUCCCUCCAAGACCAGUAAUCCCCCUGCUGGGUCAGAAGCAGAAGCCCAAGGCGAGGGUCUCCCUGCUGGAGCACAGGCUCAGCAGCAGUCCUGCAAGCCAGGGGCAGAAGCUUCGGGUCAGGCCCCUCAGUCCCCAGCAGAGGCCCCCCUACAGGGGGUGGAGGAAAGUGGUCCUGCCCCACCAUCCCCAGCAUAUGGGCAGGGGCCAGCUGGGGUACCUGGAGGUGAGCCCAGUAGGCAGCUCCCUCCGGCAGCAGCAGAGGAUCUACCCCCAGGGGCCUCGGACAUGCCCCAGCUGCCUGAAGUGACCGACACCAAUCUGGAAGGCGUAGACUAG